Molecule: messenger RNA, 1557 nt
Organism: Eimeria necatrix
Lineage: Eukaryota; Apicomplexa; Conoidasida; Eucoccidiorida; Eimeriidae
Exons: 1
Coding region: 1-1557 (518 amino acids)
Source: RefSeq, a predicted model, not a curated record
AUGAUGCCAGAAGUGUCUCAAACGAAAGGAAGCGACGUAGGUCAGGCACAGUUGCAAGGACACCCGGAUGGAAAUAGUUUUGAAGCGGCUUCAGCUUCUGAGAAAUGGAAAGCUCCUAAAGACCGUCGAAAACAGGCUUCGAAAAUCUCUGUUCGCAGCGGCACACUGGUACAUACACAGGUGGGCACUCCCCAGAGCGCAGCGUCAACUACAUGCCUUCCGGAAGCACCCGUUUUCACAAAGACCGGAUCACCAGCACCUUUGGAACGGCGUGCUGAGAAGAAGAAAAAAAGGAGCAAGGUGUCAGCCGGCAACAUGAGAGGAUGUGCAGAGCCUGCUCUAGUACGUGUCCAUAGCGAUCCAGUGAAAGGAAAAGACAAGAACAAUGCCGAAUCUGCUGAAACUAGUUCACCCUCAAAUGCACCUGGCAGGACACCAGGAGGCUUACUGCAUACUAAAACGACAGGUACUUUGAUGGAAGCAGCUGCUAAGAAAUUUGCAGUUGAUGAAACCGACUCCAUGAUCCGCGGAACCUCAUCUUUAGGCAGUGCUUCCGCGCCUGUCGUGCAAAGCGUAAACACUCAAAGCGACGAUUUCUCUGCAUCGUUGGAUCCAAACACAACUUCGGUAAUAGGCACGAAGAGCUCUCUGCCAGUGUCAACUUCAGUACAAGUGGAUGGACUCGCUCUGACAGGAUCUAAGGCAGGCCCCUUGACAGAAUCUAAGGGGCAUGGGACUUCACCAAAACAGCAUUUUAGCCUUGCAUCGACGGACAAAUUAGGCCAGCAAUCAAAAAACUUUGGCAACGUCCGUGCUGGCCAGGACAACGAGCCGGAGCAUUCACUUUGGGACCAUCGCAAGUGCACGAAUAGCCGAUCUUUCUCCGAAACGGAGAGCUCCUGUUUGCCAUUAGACGUGAAAGGACAAUCCUCUCAGCCUGAAGCCCGAUCGACACAGCAAAGAGCGGACAGCUCGGCCCUUUCAGCCGAAAGUCCAGCAGAAAUUUGCGGAGGAGGUGAUGUGCAGAGCUUGCCAACGGGAAGCUCAAAUAAGGCGUCUCUUGGUGCUAAGGAGGAAAAUCCACACUUGUUGAGAAAAGCAUCGAGAGUCAAAGCUGCAAAGUCGUCUGUGGCAGCUCCUGUUUUAGACGAAGGCGUAAGGCAGUUCACUGAGGUUUUAGGGGUUUCAUCUGCAUCGCGCUUGUCUAAGACAUACUCUUUGCCAUCUCAGAAAAAUGGAACCAAAAGCCUGGAGACUCUGGGGAAGAAGCCUGUGGGUACAACGUUAGGCAAUCAGCUGUACGAAGCAGCAACAAACAAGCCACAAGCAUCAGCGCAAGCCGUAGAGUCCACCAAGCACCCGUUCGAAACGGGGCAAUCACUGAGCAGAGGGCCCGAGCAUACGCCGUGCGAUACUGAACAUGCUGCGGCAGUUGUGACAAACGUGGACACGCUUGUACACAAGCCUAUCCCAGCUACGUCCAGGAUCUCUUCCCGGCUGCCGACGAUGCCAACACCCUCCAGGCAAUCUGGAGUCAAUCCACUAGCCAAAAUGUGA